Stylonychia lemnae is the source of this 2409-nucleotide messenger RNA. Lineage: Eukaryota; Ciliophora; Spirotrichea; Sporadotrichida; Oxytrichidae. The record is from the annotation of a GenBank genome assembly.
AUGAGUAGAGCAUUUGAAUAUCACUAAAUAGAUUCUCUUCAGAGCAGCAUACUCGAGUGGUUCGACUCCUUCAACAUUGAGCACAUCCCAGACACCUUUACAGAUCUCUAUAACGGAAUAGCUCUAUUUGAAGUUCUAAACAAAGUAGAUAUCAUGUUCUGGCCCAGGAAUAAAAUUCUCACAGGACCUAUCAGUGAUGACUAAUCUAUAUCUAAUUUCAACAACAUUUUAUCUGGUCUGGACAAGUACUAUCAUCAGAAAUUAGACUGCAUCAUCAAUUCCCAGACUGCCUAAAUUGACAGUGAAAAGUUAGUGAUAGAUAAGGAACAAAGCACGCUUUAUGACAUCAUUGAGCUUAUUAUGGGCACUGUCAUUAAUUGUGAGGAUAAAUAGGAGUAUAUUGAGAGAAUGCUUAAUUUAGAUGAAAAGACUCAAGAGGACCUCAAGAAAUUGAUAGAGAAGGCUUUGAAUAGAAUGUCGGUCGAAAUGAGUGAAGCAAGUCAAGUAUCAGAUUCAACAGCUCAUUUAGAAAUGUAGUCUUAAAUCGAAAGACUUGAAAGAGAAAGAAAGCUUCUUAGGGAAAAGAUUUAGGAAGUUGAGAAUGAAAGCAGGUCUCUCAAAUACGAAGUGAAGGAAAAAAAUCUUCUGUUGAAGAAUUUAGAAUAGUAGGUUCAAUAAUUGAGUUAUGAAAAAGAAUUGAGAGAUAUGAGAGGAUCGAAAUAAGAAUUAGAUCUAUCAGGUCUCAAAGGAAUCGGUGAAUUAGAAGCUUAGAUCAGCUUUAAAGAUAAGGAAAUCUAGGAACUCAAACAUCAAAUUGAAGAGUAGAAGAAUAACUUUAAGACUUAAAUAAAAGAGUAUAAAGAAGAGAUCUAAGAAACGAAAGAAAGACUAAUGAAGCAACAGAAAUCGGAAGCUUAAAUGGAGGUCUAUAAGUAGAUGAUAGAGGAAGUGACAGAUCUCAGGAAAAAAGUAAAUGAGUAUGAGACUCAAAACAAUAAGCUUUCAAUGUAGACUAAGACUUUAGAACAUGAAGUUAAGGAGUCGGAGAAAUAUAAGAAUGCCAUUGAAUUCUUGAAGGAAGAGCUGAAGAAGACCAAGCAAGACUACCAUAUGCAGUAACUAGAACUUGAGAAGUCUAAGUCACUUCACAAAGAGACUUCAGAUAAAAAUGCCAAGCUUGAGAAGAAAUUUGCCUAACUAGAGAAGUAGCACUAGAGUGCUAGAGAAAACUUGGAAAUAGCCUAAUCAAAGCUAUCAGUCUACGAGGAAAACCAAGGCUUUUCGAAACUAGCUCGAAGCAGCUUAACUGAUUUUUAGAAAAUUGGUGAGGAGGACUUGCAGGAAAAAGUGAAUGAACUAGAAAGGCAACUCAGAGAUUUAGAAAAUGAGAACAGAGUGCUAAGAAUAGAAAAUCAAAGUGAAUUGAACACGCAAGUGCUUAUUAUGGAGUAAAAGAUAAUUGAUCUUUCUCAAGAGAUUGAAAAGUAUAAAAACUCAAUAGAUCUAAAAGAACAAAAGAUAAGACUGCUGGAAGAUGAAAUUGAUGGUCUUAGGAAUAAAGUGGAUUUAGACUAUGACCAAAGAGAGCAGAAGCAUGACAUGAAUAAGGAGAUUCUCAAACUUAAAAUAGAAAAAGAUUAGCAAAGAGAAAAACUUGAGAAACUAAUUAAGAAGUUAGAGUAAAAGAAAACUAUUGAAGCAGAUCUGAAAACCAAUAAAGAAGAAAAGUUAAAACUUGAAGAAGAGAUCAGAAAAGUCCACAGAGAAAAAGCUGAUGAAAGAGAAUAAUCACUCAAACUGCAGGAGGAGAAAAUAAGACUCCAGAGUUAAGUUAUGGACUUUGAACUUAAACUAUCUUCACUCUCUAAAGAUAAUGACACCCUUGAGAAGAAUUUAAGGUAAAUCCAAGACGAGAACUAGCAUGUGAGAAGCUCUAACAAUGAGACUGCCAUUGAUAUUCAGAAUAAAUUCACUAUUUUAAAGCUAGAAACAGAGAGGGAUCAACUUAAAUGGUCUUAGGAGAAAUAAGAGAUUCAAAAUAAACUGAAUUAGUAUGAAAAGCUACACUCCUCUAAGGAGCAGGAAUUCAAAAUCAAAGAAGACCAACUCAAGCAAAAACUCAACGACGAGGUCAGAAGUAUUGAAGACAGCUACAAAGAGGAGGUUGAUAGACUAAACUAGAUUCACAGAGAGAAGUAACUUGACUUGCUACAGCUGAAAUCGAAGUUUGAGGAAUAAGAUAUGGAGCAUCACAGAACCAAUGCUUUCCUAAGCAGUGCUUUCUAUAACUUGGGCUAUGAACACAUAAAGUCCUAAAAAGACAAUCAAAUCUAGAGUAUGUCAUGGCUUGACAAACAGAGAUACAGAGCUUUUAAUACAAGCUUCGACAUGAUCUAUAAUCCCAAUUGA